UGGUGUGAAUGAGUAGCAAUGGAAGAUUAAAUAUUGAAGCUGUAAAUGUAAUAGUCAUAAUUUGUUCAAACAGAAUCCAAAUUUCUAUAUAUAUUUGUUUUAAUUAGUAUCUAAUGUCAAAUAAAUAGUAUUUGUGCAUUCUUGGGCAUAGAAAUUCGAUUACUAAGUAUAUUGUUAAAAACCUCGUAUGUUCAUUUUUAAACGUUUAUGAUUUUUAGCAAGGUAGCACGAAUGUACUAAUAACAAUGAAAUGGUAAUCUUGUGAUGGCCAGUGGACAGGAACGCUCUAACUCGGAGCAAGUGCGAGGACAGCAAAGAGCUGAGAACAGAGAUGGCAACUCGUCAACGAAUGCACUUUUUGACCUCACCGGGGCAAGUAACAUGAAUUUGGAUUUACGUGGACUAGUCGUGCAGAAUUUUCCAAAAUUACCAGCAGCAACACCAAGUGUUUUGUCACCAGAUAGACAACGUGAUAUGGAAGAGCAAUUCAUCGCCAUUUUCAACACUUUCACGAAUGAAAAAACGCAGGACAAAGUGAUCUCUACGUUUCUGAAUUUGAAUAACCCCGACGAACAAGUCAACCCCGAGUUCGUUGUAACUAAUUAUUACCAAGGCGAAACGUCACCUACGUCAAGUGAAUAUGUGCCGACCCUGUCUCGAAACUUUGACCCCCAUCGAGACGUGAUCGGCCAAAUUGUUCCAUUAAAAAAUAUUUUAAAUGGCGUAAGCUACGUUGCACUAGUUGCCAGUGCUGGUUCUGGUAAAACCAUCUCUGCUAAAAGAUUCGCCCGCAUGGCAUUGAGAAAAGAAUUGUCAUCUCUAGCUGGCGUGGUAUUGAUACAUUACGUUAACAUCGCUGAGUUAGAUUGGAAAUCAGCUCACACUGCCUUUGACCUUUUAUUUGUGCAACCACUUGGAGCACGACUGAACAAAGAGCUUCGUGAUUUUGGAUUUGAGUGGAUGAAGACUAAUGCAAAUAAAGUUCUCCUUGUUCUAGAUGGUCUCGAUCAAGCACCAUGGUACAUGAAAGAAGAAAUCACCAUAUCGUAUGAUAAUCCUGCCGCAGUCCCGGUUGUUUUUCAUAAUGUUUUAAAUAAAGAUCUUCUGCAUAAUUGUCGAAUCGUCAUAACAAGUAGAGAGCAUUCUAUACGUCACUUCAAGCAACCAAUUAGGCCUCAUCGUACCGUUACCUUAUCGGGUUUAACCAUUGAAAAUCGAGAAUACCUGAUGAAACAGCUCGGUGGUGUACACGGCGAAGGGAUUUGGAAACAUCUUCAAUCGCACUCACCCGGUCUUGUUUCUUUAUGCGAAACACCUGCUUUUUUGGUAUUCACUGCAGCAGUGUUGAUUGACAAUUUGGAAAAUCCUCCCACUACAAUGACUGGUGUUCUGACUCGAGUACUUCUCUAUUUUCUAAAUUCGGAGCAACAACGUGCACCAGGAGAUAUUGAGGAAACAUUUGACAAACUAACAUCACUUGCAUUUAAAGGUACGAGUGAACGCCGAGUCAUUUUCAAAGGAUCUGAGCUUCGUGCAUCAGGUCUCUCUGUUGAAAAAGUGAGCGAUUUUGUUGCGAUAGCUCCCAAAAGAACCAAAACACAUCAUUUCAAAUUAAUGGAAGGAAAUAUGAAUUUAUUUUUUUGCCAUCAAUUGAUUCAGGAAGCUCUUUCUGCUUUGCGGGUAGCGCAACUUCCUUCUAAGGAUUUCCAGACGUUUGUUACAGAACAUUUCAACGAUCCUCAUUUCAAAGUCGUCAUUCAAAUCGUUAUUGGCGUCAUUUUAAACCCUGACAUUGAAAUCGACGAUCUAUGUGACAUCCAGGAAAAAACCAGCAAAGUGCUUAUUUUGCAAACUUGGUUACGUGGGAAAGUGAACGCUGCUCAAAAUCAGAGUUGUGCCAUCAGAGAAGAUCUACCAUCUUUCUCACUUUUACAUGAAUGCGGAAAUGGUGCUGAGGAGAUUGUGAGAGAUUGCGUACACUCAGUAAGAAGCAUGGAAAAAUUAAAAGGAGAGAAGUUGUUCGUAUUUGCUUCCAUACUCAAUAAAACAGUCAACAUUCAAGAUGCUUCGUUUUCAACACUGUGUUUGAGCGACUGGGAUGCAAAGAUAUUAUUCGAAGGAUUGAGUAAAUGUAGAAGGGUAAAGAUUCUUGUGCUACGAGUCAGUGAACUUCAUAAAGAAGAGAGUUUUCAAUUACUUGGCAAAAUUCUGACAAUCGCAGUGGUUGAGAAUCUUAUUUUCUCUAAGUGCUUAAUAACGGAAGAAAAAAUGUUCAAAAUGAAUUCAGCGAUCGAUAUAUCAAUCCAGCAAGACGUAACUCUCGAUUUCAGUGGUACAUUUCAAAUCGAGAUUCGUGCUUUCUUUGCUAUCGGUGUAUUGGUGAAGAAAAUAAAGGCUUGUGAUAUUCAAUUAAAUUUGUGUCAACUUUCACACGAAAAACUUUAUUAUCUUAAAGAGGCACUGAAAGGCUACGAUCGCCAGAUCAAACAGUUAGGAAUUAGUGGAAAUGAUGAAAUGUAUCCGGAAUCAAUGCGACAUGUUGGAGAAAUUGUGAAAAUCGGGAAAACCGAACACAUCAAUGCCAGUCGAUGUAGACUCAAUUUAAAUCAUUUACAGGAAUUUGAAAAGGGAUUGCAAGGAUAUACAGGCCAGAUAAAACGUUUGGAUAUCAGUCGAAAUGAUACAAUGACACCUCGAGCUUAUCAACAUAUGGGAAGCAUUUUGAUUAUUGGAAAAGUUCAAAAUCUUAAUUUAUGUCACUGCAAACUGGAAACUUACAACCUUGGAGCAUUAAAAGAACAUUCAAAUGGAUUUUCUGGGCAUAUGGAAUCACUCGAUGUGGCCUGGAAUGGAACAAACAUUGAUUACAAUAUCCUUGGCCAAAUAGUUGAAAACUGGAAACUAAAAGAACUCAUUUGCCAUGGUUGCUUCAACGAACAAAGACAUUUCGAUGAUUUCUUCAGACCACUAAGAGAAAUGCGCAAUAAGGUAAUGAUAACACACGGAUCUGAAAAUAUUCCAAGCACAACAACAACUGUGGAAGAAUUCCGACAAAAAAUAUCGAGAGUGACCAACUACCGUGAAUGAGACAGCUUUGGUGCCUGUUAAUUUUUUAUAUGAUAUGUUACUUGUUUAGCACGUUAUAUUACUAUCGAUAACAACAAUCACUUCUGGGGGCGCAAACCCCAUAAAAUUGCAAGUCUUGACCCUAAAAAUGUUUUUCAAAUUUAAUAACAGGGCCAAAAUUACUUGAACACCCAGUUACGCGUUUUAAUCUCUGACGUAUGAGAUAACUAUCUGUCUAUUAAAUGAAUGCCUGCAAAGAUGGUUUACACAAACAUUCAUAUACAUGUUUCAAAAUCAAGUGCGAUCCGACUUGUCAAUUUUCAUUGUAGUACAGAUGUGUUUUUGUAUGUUAUAAAUAUAUUUAAUUAAUGUCACUGUGUUUAUUCCUAGAGUCAUUCCAGUCUUUUAGGAAAUAUAGUCUUUAGGAGAGCACCAUUGGAGAUGAAAGUACUGUUAAUUUGAAUUUAUCUUCUGAUAACACUUGGCGAUGUAUAUUUAACAUAAUGUUCAAUUGAAUUCCUCCGGACAUCAACAUUUAUGUACAUUGCAGGAAUUCUUUUCAAUUCACUGGUCUUUCUUUCAAAGAGUCUCUCAAAGAGUAAAAUUAUGAACGAUCUUUUAAAGGUAUUUCCGUCUUUAUUGAUACCAUGUUUUAAUCCCGAAAGCGGUAAUCUUUAUAGUUAAAUGUUCGUCUACAAUUCGCGAGUCAUGUAAUCCGAAAUUGAAAAAUGGAUUGCUGUAACAUAAAGGUUUAUUCAA
This is a messenger RNA of Styela clava, 3825 nucleotides long. The record is from RefSeq and is a predicted model, not a curated record. NCBI's taxonomy places the organism in Eukaryota, Metazoa, Chordata, Ascidiacea, Stolidobranchia, Styelidae.